AAGUCGGCUUGUAUCUUUGGCUGCCACCACAAUUGUCUAACGGGAAAUACACGCGAUUUAAUUUUCUCUAAAAAGCCAAAAAUAAUUUGCCAAGUGUUAAAAAAAUAUUAAAUAAUAUUGUAAAUUACGUGAUUAUAAAGCAAUAAAAUAAUUUUCGUUUUACAUUAGUGAGAACAAACUUAAUUGAAAUCAAGUAUAGAAAAAUACACGCUAGGAAAACAUUUUUCCUACGAAUAGCAAACGAAAAGGAAAAGCAGAAAAUUAAGAAGAAAAAACUUGUCUACGACGAGGGAAAAAAGACGCUGAUCUGUACUACAAUAUUUGUAUACAAUAAUAGGAAAAAAUACAGACGGCUAGUGAAAAAGAAUUGACAAUUUAAACAUGGAUAAUAUUGAACAUUUGUAUAAAUGUUAUGAAAUUUUAUCAGAUGCUGGUGACAAAAUAUCGGAACAUGUUUCUGAAUACAAGGAUAUAUUGAAAGCCGUCAAAGGUUCUUCUAAGGAAAAACGUUUAGCUUCACAAUUUAUUGGUAAAUUUUUCAAACAUUUUCCUGAUUUAUCAGAUACCGCUAUCGAUGCUCAAUUGGAUUUGUGUGAAGAUGAUGAUAUGCAGAUACGCCGCCAAGCUAUUAAAGACUUGCCCAAAUUGUGUCAAGAUACUGUAGGCAUUACUGCCAAAGUUGGUGACACUUUGGCUCAGCUUUUGGUGUUGGAUGAUCCAUUGGAAUUGCAGCAAGUUAAUAACUCUUUGCAGACAAUUAUUAAGAUGGAUUGCAAGGGUUCUUUGACUGGUAUUUUUACACAAAUUUCAAAUGGUGAUGAACCGACACGUGAACGUUGUUUUAAAUUUAUUGCCACCAAACUAUUUGCCAUGGGACCAACGAUCGUAACCAAGGAAAUAGAAGAAUUUAUUAUUGAUGAAAUUAAGAAAAUUUUACAGGACGUUACUGCUGAUGAAUUUCAUUUGUGCAUGAAUAUAUUGGGAAGCACUAAACUCGGUACAACCAUAACGGGACAUGCUGAAUUGGUUAAUUUGGCUAAAGAACAAGCUGAACUUAAUGCUGAUAUCGAUGCUAUAACCAUAGAAGAUGAAAUUGUUGAACGUUUCAUACAGUGUGCCACACACGCUAUGCCAUAUUUUUCGAAUACCAUCAAAUCAACUGAAUUUGUUGUUUAUGUUUGUGAUAAAUUAUUACCUUUGAGUACUUGGAAUAUGAUUGCUACAACAGCCGGCCAGGAUCAAGUACAAUUACGUUUAUUGAAAGUUUUCGCUGAAAUGUGUACAUUUUGUGAUGUUUUAGACAAUGCCACACAACGUAUUGAUAAUAUUUAUCAAGUUUUGAGAGAAUAUAUGCCUCUACCUCAGCUUAAAGAUGAUGAAGACAUUAGCAGUCCUCCACCUUCCUUCCAAUUCUCUCAUGCUGAGUGUUUAUUGUAUGCUGUACAUACUUUGGGUAAAAAACAUCCCGAUAGUUUGUCAUUCGUUAAUGAUGCCGACAAAUUAAAAGAUUUUCGCUCUAGAUUGCAAUAUUUGGCACGUGGUACUCAAGGUUAUAUUAAAAAAUUGGAAGAAGCUGUUAAAGGCAAAUCAGCCGAAGACUUAAAAUCGGAAGAAAAUCAAUUGAAAUUGACUGCUUUAAAGACAACUUCGAAUAUAAGCACCUUAAUAAGAGACUUAUUCCAUUCGCCACCCAGUUUCAAACAUGAUAUACAAUUAUCAUGGGUUAAACGUAAAAAUAAUAAAAUCGGAUCCAAACGUCAUGCCCCCAUAACAUUCGAUGGCAAAGCGGAAAACGGUAAAGAUGAAGAAAAGAAAACUAAAAAUGCAACAGAUCAAAAAAUCUAUUCGCCGCCCUCGGGUAAAUAUUCAGCCAAAGUACAAAACUACGGCAACAAUCAAAACAAUCGUCAACGUUCUCGCAACUCUGGAGGCGGUGGUGGUGGCUAUAGAAAUCGUCGCAACUUUAAAAAAUAUUAAACCUCAAGAAAGCACAAUACUGAUGCUUUUUUUUAAUAUUAGUUUAAUAAAAAACACAACAACAAUAACAUCGUAUGAUAUUUAAGCUGCUGAUAACAAAAAAAAAAAAAAAAAAAAAAAAACGACAAA
Messenger RNA from Lucilia sericata (common green bottle fly), 2106 nucleotides. It is a transcript of the gene cass, whose product is annotated as apoptosis inhibitor 5 homolog. Gene Ontology annotation, molecular function: RNA binding. NCBI's taxonomy places the organism in Eukaryota, Metazoa, Arthropoda, Insecta, Diptera, Calliphoridae. The transcript has 9 exons. The coding region runs from base 382 to 1977 and encodes 531 amino acids. The record is from RefSeq and is a predicted model, not a curated record. Gene Ontology annotation, biological process: negative regulation of apoptotic process. Gene Ontology annotation, cellular component: nucleus.